Molecule: messenger RNA, 1341 nt
Organism: Fomitiporia mediterranea MF3/22
Lineage: Eukaryota; Fungi; Basidiomycota; Agaricomycetes; Hymenochaetales; Hymenochaetaceae
Exons: 2
Coding region: 1-1341 (446 amino acids)
Source: RefSeq, a predicted model, not a curated record
AUGUCGUACAGACGAAAGGCACCGCCUCCCUUGCCGUCUCCCCGUAAAUAUGAGAAGAUAGUACGCGUUGUAACGGGUGCUGAAGAGCAUCGGGUCGUUAUGUUCUGCGAGGAGAGUGGCACAGUGGAACGCGUAACUGUGUUGCACAGGUUCAAAGAUGAUAGAAAGAACGCAUUCUUCAUUCAGUUUCAGAAGCUUGCGAGCGUGGCAAAGUGUAAGCUACUGGCCAAGUCGGCGAAGCUGGGUGGGUAUCCUGUUCAAGUGGACUCAGUCGCAGGCUCUCCUCUCCUGCAAGAGCAAUACAAGCAGUUAUGUCAGGUUGCAAGCCCCAAAGCUCAAUAUGCAGCGUCUCCACUAAAACGUAGGCGUUUCUCCUCUGCAACAAACAGGGAAAAUCGUGGACUCGGUUUGAUUAGGCGUCUGUCUGCUCCCUCAUCUGUUCUUUGUGAUCCUUGCGCUACUCUACGCGCAAUUAGGACUCCGACUUCCUUGUCCAAUAAGGACAACACUGGCUAUUCUACAUCUUUAGGUCGCAUGUCUGCUCCGCCUAUGUUCCAGGAAUCCCCACAUGCCGGAAAUCGCGCGUGGAGAGCUAACACUCCUUCAAUUCGACAGCUUAAUCAUCCGGACCUACGACAGGCGGUCACAUCAAAGACUGUCAAUUUCAGACUGCGAGCGUUGUCUACUGCGACGACAACGUCUGUUUCUACCCAGAAACUUCCGAGUCCACUUGCGAGGAGCACGUCCCUAUUGAGACAAAGCGCUAGAGUAGCGGAUGUCUUUCAUCCAGUUCGCUCUCAGAGCGCCAGCCCCCCGGUUUCUCAUGCUUGGAGUUCCUCAAGUGUUAGGCGCCACUCUGUCCUUGCGGGUAUUGCGGAGAACAAGCCUGGCCCAAUCCUUAAGAACUCGUCGGCAAUGAGGCAAGAUGUAAUGAACGCUGCACGCUCCGUCCGCUCCUCCAGUGCCAGUCCCUCUGUAUCUCGUAGUUGGAGCAUCCCAGUCACAAUGCACCAGUCAAUUUUCUCGGAACGCACCCCUUCCUUCAUCGACAAUGGGAAUGACACUAGCGUGAUCUACAGUUCACCGGAAAUACUGCCAAGUGGUACAAUAGCGGCGGUGGCUUCUGCUUCGCCGUCAUCGUUAACUAGAAUGGAUGUGAUCAAGGAGGAAUUGGCGUCUGCGAAAAAGAGAUACGCUAAGACAGUUGAGAAGAUCCACAAGCAUUACGCUCUGGUUGAUUGGAAGUACGAACGUCGUGGAACCCCUCGCAAUAGUUUAGGCGGUACUCCAUUGAGCGCGAAGGGACCACCGGCUUCAUAUCAAGCUCAACGUUCUAGUUAA